Messenger RNA from Ziziphus jujuba (common jujube), 1446 nucleotides. Its product is annotated as NADH kinase. The transcript is spliced from 5 exons. Gene Ontology annotation, biological process: NAD+ metabolic process; NADP+ biosynthetic process. Bases 61 to 1017 code for a protein of 318 amino acids. Gene Ontology annotation, molecular function: NAD+ kinase activity. Lineage: Eukaryota; Viridiplantae; Streptophyta; Magnoliopsida; Rosales; Rhamnaceae. The record is from RefSeq and is a predicted model, not a curated record.
AUUGUGAGAGAUAUAUAUAUAUAUAUAUAUAUAGAGAGAGAGAGAGAGAGAGAGAGAGUAAUGGCGAGGAGGAAAUUGUUGAUGCUGUUUAAACCUUUCGAUGCAUACCCAGUUCUUGAAUCGGGAAGUCUUUCACGCAUCACCAAUCCUCAGGAAUUGCAGAUGUUACGUUACUUGGAAAGCAGGUGCAAGGUGCACAAGAAUGCCGUGAACUUUUGUCAGGAUAUCCUGCGGAGUAAGCCUGUCGAGUGGGAAGCAAUAUCGCGUAACAAUCUAUCACAACCUAUACGUGAUGUGGACCUGGUAGUUACUGUUGGAGGUGAUGGCACACUUCUUCAGGCUAGCCAUUUCAUGGAUGACUCAGUUCCUGUUCUAGGAGUUAAUUCUGACCCCACACAAGUUAAAGAGGUGGAAGAGUUCAACAAUGAGUUUGAUGCUACUAGAAGUACAGGCCACCUUUGCACAGCAACCAUCAACAACUUCGAACAAGUAUUAGACAACGUAAUCGAGGGUCGAAUGCUUCCCUCCAAACUGUCAAGGAUAUCGAUACUUGUAAAUUCACAGCUGCUGCCUACAUUUGCACUCAAUGAUAUUUUAAUUGCACAUCCAUGUCCAGCAGCAGUUUCUCGGUUCUCUUUCCGAAUUAAAAGGAAUGACCAGUCAUUUUCCCCUUUUGUGCACUGCCGGUCAAGUGGCUUCAGAGUUUCAACAGCUGCAGGAUCAACGGCUGCAAUGCUCUCAGCAGGUGGAUUUCCAAUGCCCCCCUUAUCUCGUGAACUUCAGUAUAUGGCGAGAGAGCCCAUUUCUCCUGGAGCAGCCGCAAGCUUAAUGCAUGGAUUUACAAAACCCAAUGAGUCAAUGGAUUUUACAUGGUUUUCUAAAGAGGGUGACUUGUAUAUUGAUGGUUCUCACGUUUGCUACUCUAUCAAAUAUGGGGAUACCAUUCAAAUAUCUUCCAAGGCCCCAGUUUUGAAGGUUUUCUUGUCCCAGAAUUUGUUAUCAAAGAAUGUUACUUAGAAGUUAGAAAGUUGAGGGCCCUAUAAUUGAAAACUUUGUUUAUGAAAGCACAGUAUAAGGUAGAAAUUUUGCGAUAUAAGGCGGUAGAAAAUCUUUCUAGAAGAGAACUAGAAACGCAGGUAGAGCACGUGGGUUGUAGAGAUUUACUGGAGCUUUGUCCUCGUGGGAGGACCUUAGAAUACCAAUCGACAAUAUGAAAAUUGAUAAAAAGAGAGUAUAUCAUUUGUUCUGUCUCUAAUUAAGGACCUUAAGUAAGAUCAUCUGUGUGAAACGUAUGCGUAGACCAUCUACUAAUUUUUCUAAACAAGAUCUUAGUAGAAUUGGGAAAGUGUGAAGUAUACGUGGGAUAAUGUCAAUGCUUGCAUGAAUUAUGAUGUUUGCAUUUAAAUCCCCUCCUUGAUCAGCAAGUGAAUCAGCUUUCAGACAAAA